This is a messenger RNA of Zootoca vivipara (common lizard), 9640 nucleotides long. RefSeq names its product SMAD family member 9 (gene SMAD9). Gene Ontology annotation, biological process: anatomical structure morphogenesis; SMAD protein signal transduction; regulation of transcription by RNA polymerase II. The record is from RefSeq and is a predicted model, not a curated record. Gene Ontology annotation, molecular function: RNA polymerase II cis-regulatory region sequence-specific DNA binding; DNA-binding transcription factor activity, RNA polymerase II-specific; I-SMAD binding. Gene Ontology annotation, cellular component: heteromeric SMAD protein complex. NCBI's taxonomy places the organism in Eukaryota, Metazoa, Chordata, Lepidosauria, Squamata, Lacertidae.
UUCCUGGCCGGGUUCCAGGUCGGCGCACUAAUACAAGCUGCGAGGCUCCCGCCUGACUGACGCCGGCGGAGGCUGCCUGCUCGCUUGCUGCUGCUGCUGCUGCUGCUUUCGCGCUGGCCCUUGCCGCCGCCGGGUUACUGCAGCCGCGUCCCUUUGCAUGAAUUGUUCGAUAUUGGGAGACGCUUGCGAUGAAAUAUCUCUAACAACACCUUGGGUAUGUGUGGACGAGCCUGAUUUUGAAAGCAGCUGUCCUCCCAGUGCUGAAAUUUAGGCCUCAUUUUUUUAAAAAAAGAAAGAAAGAAAGAGCUACAUAUCUGGUGUCUUGCUUUGCAAUCAUACGUAUUAUCUCCGAUUCAUAUGCACUCCAGCACCUCGAUCAGUUCUUUGUUCUCCUUCACCAGCCCGGCUGUGAAGAGACUGCUGGGCUGGAAGCAAGGAGAUGAAGAGGAGAAGUGGGCGGAAAAGGCUGUUGACUCCUUGGUGAAGAAGCUAAAGAAGAAGAAGGGAGCCAUGGAGGAACUGGAGAGGGCGCUCAGCUGCCCCGGGCAGCCCAGCAAGUGUGUGACAAUCCCGCGGUCUUUGGAUGGGCGGUUGCAAGUGUCUCAUCGCAAAGGGCUGCCCCAUGUCAUCUACUGCAGAGUGUGGCGCUGGCCUGACCUGCAGUCUCACCAUGAACUGAAAGCACUGGAAUGUUGCGAGUUUCCGUUUGGCUCAAAGCAGAAAGAAGUGUGCAUUAAUCCUUAUCAUUAUCGACGCGUGGAAACACCAGUGUUGCCUCCGGUUCUGGUUCCAAGACAUAGUGAGUUCAACCCUCACCUCAGCCUCCUUGCCAAAUUCCGGAACGCAUCUCUUCACAGUGAGCCGCUGAUGCCUCAUAACGCGACCUACCCUGAUUCUUUUCAGCAUCCUCCAUGCCCCCCUCUCCCGGCGUCCCCCAACAUGUUCUCUCAGUCCCCUAGCAGCAUGAACUACCCGGACUCCCCCAGAAGUUCCUCUACACCAGGAAGUCCUUAUCAACUUACAGUCGAAACGCCACCUCCGCCUUACAACGUGAGAGAAACACCAGGAAACCACCAUGGACGCUCUGUGCAUGCAACCCCAGAGAAUCAGUUAGUCCUGUCAUUGCCCAAUGGAGGUAAAUCUGCCGAUGGAGGACCUGAAAACUUCCGGCCCGUUUGCUACGAGGAGCCGCAGCACUGGUGUUCGGUAGCGUACUAUGAACUCAACAACCGAGUCGGAGAGACUUUUCAGGCCUCUUCGCGAAGCAUACUGAUAGAUGGCUUUACAGAUCCGUCGAACAAUAAGAACAGGUUCUGCCUUGGGCUGCUGUCUAACGUGAACAGGAAUUCCACUAUAGAAAACACCAGGAGGCACAUAGGAAAGGGUGUCCACCUGUAUUACGUGGGGGGAGAGGUGUACGCAGAGUGCGUGAGCGACAGCAGCAUCUUUGUACAGAGCCGCAACUGCAACUACCAGCACGGCUUCCACCCUGCCACCGUCUGCAAAAUCCCCAGCGGCUGCAGCCUGAAGAUUUUCAACAACCAGCUCUUUGCCCAGUUGCUGGCCCAGUCUGUGAACCACGGCUUUGAGGUGGUGUAUGAGCUGACCAAGAUGUGCACCAUCCGAAUGAGCUUCGUCAAAGGCUGGGGAGCGGAGUAUCAUCGGCAGGAUGUCACAAGUACUCCGUGCUGGAUCGAGAUCCACCUGCAUGGACCAUUGCAAUGGCUAGAUAAGGUGCUGACGCAAAUGGGGUCACCUCAUAACCCAAUCUCCUCUGUUUCUUAAGAACCCUCUACCAACCACCUAUGGGAUGCAGAACUUUCUCACGUUACAGCCAACCUAAAUUUCUGUAUGUAGCUGUAAAUAUAUGAAGGUUUAUGUAUAUAGUAUAUUGUUGGUGGAUUUUUGUCACGCUAUGUUCAGUGUUUUUCAGUUCAUAAGAUGGUUGUAUGAUCCGUUGUGUUGCUGCCUGCUGACAAAGGUAUUGAUGUUUGGGUUUGGCAGGCCAGUUUGUGGUUAAUGGAAUAAGACCAGUGUUAUUUGUAUUAUUAAAGGUAAAGGGACCCCUGACCAUUAGGUCCAGUCACGGACGACUCUGGGGUUGCAGCGCUCAUCUCACUUUAUUGGCCGAGGGAGCCGGUGUACAGCUUCCGGGUCAUGUGGCCAGCAUGACUAAGCCGCUUCUGGUGAACCAGAGCAGCGCACGGAAACACCGUUUACCUUCCCGCUGGAGCGGUACCUAUUUAUCUACUUGCACUUUGACGUGCUUUCAAACUGCUAGGUUGGCAGGAGCUGGGACCGAGCAAGGGGAGAUCACCCCGUCAUGGGGAUUCGAACCGCCGACCUUCUGAUCGGCAAGCCCUAGGCUCUGUGGUUUAACCCACAGCGCCACCCGCAACCCUCAUUUGUAUUCUUAAUAAAUAAAUAAUAAUUUAAUAAAAUUAUGCACUAAGCGAAGUUAAAUUCUACAGGCCCAUAUGCAUUUUGCAAAUCAAGCAAAGUUGGCUUGUAAAAACCUUGUUAGAAUAGAUGAAGCUCCAUCUAGUCGACUUUCUGCAAUAGUCAACCAGUUGCCUCUGGAAGCUCAGCAGUGGACGGCUUUGAAUACCCUCUGUUUUGCCCCUGGCAGGGCAGUACUCAACACAGAAUGUGUUGCCUCUGAUCGCAGAGAUUCCAUUUAUUUGUCACAAAUAAAUAGCAUUUGCAGGCCUGCCCUCCAUUAAAUGGCCUAUUUGUCAUUAUUUGGGGUAAUUUAUUGCACCUUUGUCAGUCAUGGGAAGGGAACAAAACUGUUUGGCAAGGAAACCCCACCCUCCAAUCUCAUAGAAGUUGUGCCGAUUCUUCACACAAACAUAGCACUGUCCCCAAGUUUUCAACCAUGCUGUGCCCACAUCAUUUCAAGCCUUAAGUUUUAAAAUUUGCUUUUCAAAAGAAGGAUAGUUCCAGUGCUGGAACUAUGUGUUAUACUAAACAGAUGGCUGGUGCUUGCACAUCUAAUUCUCACCUCCCGCGCCGGGGUUUGUUUGUUGUUGUUUUUUCAUGCGAUGUAUUAUGCCUAUUUAGUUAAGAAGACAGUACUGUAGUGUGACCAGUAAUUUCCCUAGAACAAUUAUCCUAAUACGCUCGGCCCUGGGCAUUUCCCCAUGCUCCCCCACAUCAUCCAAGGCACAUGUAGCCGCUGCUGAACACAGCCAGUGUUUUUAGUUCUCCCCCCUGCAGUGUUGUGUAGGACAAAGUUCCUGUGUCGUGGCAUCAAGAAAUUGCGCAACUCCUCCUCCACACCCUCUUUGUUUAUGUGUGUGUGGUGGGGGACAUGCACCAUCAUAUCAGGACAUGAGUACAGUCACACCUCGGGUUAAGUAUGCUUCAGGUUGAGUACUUCCGAUGGGAAAGUUCGCUUCAGGUUAAGUACGCUUCAGGUUAAGUACAGACUUCCGGAACCAAUUAAGUACUUAACCUGGGGUACCACUGUUUUCAGUACUGGGUAUUAACAGGUUUAUGCAUUUUCUUUAAUGCCCUAAAUGUUUCCGGCAACUGCUUCUUGCUUACUGCAAUAUGUAGUACCUUCCUUGAAUUCUCUAGAUAACUUUUUUCACGUAAAAUGUCCAAUUCUGCAUUUUUGUGUAUGUGAAAGGGAGAAUUAACAUAAUAGUGAAAUGCAAAAGAACAGAUUUAAAAGGCUGUAAUUGAGGGGUGGGCAGAAAGUAGAUUGUUUAGUCAUUUAGUCAUGUCUGACUCUUCGUGACCCCAUGGACCAGAGCACGCCAGGCACUCCUGUCUUCCACUGCCUCCUGCAGGGUCUUUUCCAGGGAGUCUUCUCUUCUCAUGAUGUGGCCAAAGUAGUGGAGCCUCAGCUUCAGGAUCUGUCCUUCCAGUGAGCACUCGGGGCUGAUUUCCUUAAGAAUGAAUAGGUUUGAUCUUCUUGCAGUCCAUGGGACUCUCAAGAGUCUCCUCCAGCACCAUAAUUCAAAAGCAUCAAUUCUUCGGCCAUCAGCCUUCUUUAUGGUCCAGCUCUCACUUCCAUACAUCACUACUGGGAAAACCAAAGCUUUAACUAUACGGACCUUUGUCGGCAAGGUGAUGCCUCUGCUUUUGAAGAUGCUGUCUAGGUUUGUCAUUGCUUUUCUCCCAAGAAGCAGGCAUAUUUUAAUUUCGUGAGUGCUGUCACCAUCUGCAGUGAUCAUGGAACCCAUGAAAGUAGAUUAGGAUCUGCUAAUAGAUCUUGGGGCGAUAGGCAGUAGAUCAGAAAGGGACAUGGAGAAAGCUAACAAGGAGUAGACUUUUAUGGGAAAGGACUGCGAGCUCCGUUCAUUUCUACCGGUAGUACCUAAAACAAAUUCCUGGGCUCAGAAUGUGUUCAGACAGGAACUCUUGUGUCUUUUGCACCCGGCUCUGACUAGUAGAUCUUGGGGCUUUAGAAAAAAAGUAGCUCCAGCAACCCUGAAAUGUGGUUAUCCCCUACUCUAUAUUCAGUUGUCACAGUCUUUUUUUUGCAUUUCAUUGCCAGUUAGCUCCAUCUUUCUGAAUCGGACAGAUUAUUGCUAUUGCUACAAAUGUGCAUCUCUGCUGCUUAUUGGGAUUUUGAGGGAAUAGGAGAAAAGAAACAGGUUAUCAAAAUGUACACAAGUAGAAAAAUAGAUAUGGACAACAUUUAAUGGUAUCUUACGAGUGCACCUCAUCUUCAGACAGAAUUAGUUAUACCUAGGAUUGCUAGUCUCUACCUCAAAAAAGUAAAGAUGUUUCAAAAAAUGGCAGGAUGCACAUUGCUUUAAAAUAUAGAAACCUCAUAGUUUCCUGUAUUUGAUGCAAACAUGGUGGAUUCUUUCUCUCACCAAACAGUAUCUAGGUUACUUGUUUCACAGUCUAAUUAGUGCAGGAUAUAUUUUGGGGGGGUAUCUUCUUACACUUGCUGCGCUAAGAAUCAAAUGAGUGUUCUUUUUGCACCUUCCAGAAGUUGUGUAGCACAUGACAGCAGUGGUAAUUAUGAGCACAGACUCUGAAAUAUCACUGGACUGCCAGCAUCCUUAAUUUCCAAUGUUUCUAAUAAUGGACAGUUAAUGACUAUUAAAUCAUCCUUAGCUUCUAAGUCUGAGGCUCUCUUCAGCCACUAAGAGCAGAAGUAACUGAACCCAGCACAUAGAAAUCAACUAAUUACUGCCACAGUGGAGCUGGGGGGUUGGGGAGAGCCAAACCAUUUCCUUCAAUAUUCCGUUCCGGCUCGUCAUAUAGAAAUGGCCCCUUUAAAUAGUACUUUUUGUACCAAGUUAUCAACCAGUAUAAAAAUUUAUAGCCUUUCAAUGUUCUCAUAAAUAUGCCAUCUGUUGAGAUGUGCUGCCCGAUUUAAAAGCCGUUUACUAGAAAAGCUAUUUAUCGAUGGCCAGUUUAAGGAAAAGACAUGUUUUAAGGCAGUUAUGUGUGUGUCAACAAUUCCAAUCACAUCAAAGCCUCUUGUGGAAAAUCUUUUAUCAUUGUGGAGCUAUGAGUGUUCUGUCAUUAUUAUUUUUUAAUGCACCCUAGUGUUCAGGCCUAUUAAGAAAUUACCUGCACAAUAAUUCUCACAGGAAGGUAGUGGAUGAGUUGCUGCUAGUAUUUUAUUGGUGUUCAUUGAAUAUUCCUAGUGAAUAUAAGGUGGUCUAAUAGGCCUUUUAUUCUCAGGUUUUGUUUUAAGUUGCCUGCAUGGCUCAGUGAACUAGCUUUGCUGGAGUAAAAAAUUAAACUUGUAAUGCAUAAAUGAUGGAGGUAAAAUGUCAAUGGUAUCGCAGGAUAAUGUUGGCUGGAUCUUGUGGUGGUGAAGCAUAAACAUUGUUUUAUGAGUAAUAAAGCAGAGGGCUUUUUUCUUUUGCAUUUGAAAAGAGUGCUUACCUGCAGCCACCAGUAACCACAGCUAGAGGAUCCUUUGGUCAGAACACGUGCCUUUCAGGUUUGAGAUCCGGCAUUGUACAUUGUAGAAAUGAAGGGCCACGCUACAGCCUUUGGGGAACACUCCCACAUAAUGAACUGCUGUGAUCAGAAGCAUCUCAUCCCACUGCCUAAAAUGAAGGAUUCCUAGACACAGAUUACCAGACCAUAGUUUUUAACCAAGAGGUAAUUGUAGCUGAAACGUCAUAUGGAACAAUGAACACAUGUCAGUUUUCAUGGGCAGACCUUUAAUGUACCAUGAGUGAAGACAGGUUCUUCAACUAACUGCAAGGAGUUCUGUUGCAUCGAGCCAAAAGUCUAAUCCAGUCCAGUAUCUUGUUUCCAACCGUGAUCCGGCAGAUAUUUCCAGGAUGUUUCCAAAGGACAUGAAGGCAGUCUUCCUCUGUCGUUUGUUGGUAUUCAGAGACAUUCUGCCUUUAACCAUACUGCUUCCAUUCAACAGUACAGUUGGCAGUUUUGAACUCUGGGGAAUGGUCUCCUUGAGUGGGCUUUUUUUUUUAAAGCUAGCAAUGCAUGUUACUUAAAAGUGGUCUUCCGAGCGGGUCUCUUCAAAAUGUGGUCAACCAGCCUUGCACUGCACUUUCUGCUAAUUUUGCUGAGUGGAGCUCUUAGCCUUUUGGCUUAGAGUCGUGCUCUGAGUGCCCCAUGGCUAAUACCGGUAGUUGUUGGUCGCCCUAUCCCAGGCAUAGGCAAACUCUGGCCCUCCAGAUGUUUGGGAUUACAUUUCCCAUCAUCCCUAGCUAACAGGACCAGUGGUCAGGGAUGAUGGGAAUUGUAGUCCCAAACAUCUGGAGGGCUGGAAUUUGCCUGUGCCUGCCCUAUCCAAAGCAUUUUUAAAAAGCCAUUUCUACAGUCCAUCCCCUUGUGGUGUGACAGCUGGAUGUAAACUACCUGUGGAAAUAGUACUUCAUUUUGCCUAAGCCAAUUGUCCAAGUCAAUUGUGGGAACAAGCUCAUAGUGAAAACCUUAAGAGAUGCUUCUUAAGUCUUCCUCCCAAAGUCACAAAUGUAGACAUUAAAAGAUGCAUACUGGACUGCAAUCAUCACACUAUAUAGAUUAUUUCUUCCAGUUUAUGUGAAUUUUACAGUCAAAUACCAUAUUUGGAUUCUCAGAACUAAAUCCCACUAAAUUCAAUGGUGCUUACUCAAAUAAAUAAAAUAAAAUAAAGCUUCGACUUAUUCAAGGUUGUAAUUAAUAUCAGAAAAGCUUAUUAAGGCUGCAGUUUUAUACACAGCUGGAAGGCAAUCCCAAUUAACUACAUGACACUUGCUUCCAAGUGGACAUGUAGAAAAUGUUACUACAUAAAUGUUCCUAAGUUACCGAAGAGGUUUUAUUUUUUCUUGUGCAACACUAAUUUUCAAGAAUAUGUAAUUUUAUGCAAUUUGACAAUUUCCAUCAACUUCAUUUGAAACAUUGUGAAAUAUAUGCAUAACAGUAGUGUCUGGGUAGAUGGGCAUUUAAAUCCUAUAUUGAAUUAUUCAGUACUAAACCCAUACAUCUAACAUGGCAAGUAAAAUUGCUUCGAGAAUGUAGGAAAUUGAGAAACGUUGCUCAUAAUGUGUAUUUGUAUAAUUACUGUUUUGUAAUUUAUUAAAUGCUGUGUGUGCCUGACUUUUCUGGGAGAUUCCUUAGGCUGGCUGAGUGUGUAAACAGCCAUGCAUCUGAAUAGAGAAGUAAUCAAUCCCUUUCACUGAACCGUUUCCAGGAAUCCCUUUACUAAUAACAACACAAAGGAUUCUGCAGAUCACAUUUUCCAUAUGCUAUACAUUUGGGUGAGGAACCAGAAAAAGCUGGUGCCUCCAGUAGGUGACUCAGAAUACUGGAUGCACUAAAUUGGUCAAUUCAAUCCCCUGAAGAGGCACAAACAGAAGCCAAAGAACAAAGAUCUCUCUCAUCCUUGAAGAUUUUGACUUAGUUGUCCAAAAUACUAAGAAAAAAAUAUAACUUUGCUAAGCAUGGUAUCAGGCUUCCAAUAAAACAGAGACACUUCUGUAGCUUAUUCCCAUAGCACUAAAGGAGGGGAAAGGACAUUCUUGCAUCGCUCUUCUGGAAAUAGGGACUAGGUGAGCUUCUGCCCAGUCAGGAAUUCUCUGCCUAUUAGUGACCCUAAAAUAUAGCAAGUGGAUAGGGUGAGAGCACUAACAGCAGCGGCCAGUGUUUAAUGGGCCCAAUUAGGUACAACUACAGCUGUGGUUUGUCAUGUUAAUAGCUACCCAAAUAUAAAGAGACCAUUAUUCCUCCUUCAGACAUUACCCUGUGGAAUAUGGUUUAAAAACAAAAAGCUGGAUAGUAAUCUGUCUUGUAGAUUUGGUGGUGCUUCCCUUACUAUAACUUGAAUCUAGACUGUUAUUUGUGAAUAUUUUUAACGUGCAGAACAUUUCAUUGUUUCCCUUGAUUUUGUCUCUCGACUGAGUAAAACAAUCACAAAUAAGGUUGUAAAUCAGUUACACAUGACAGCUAUCUGUAACAAAUCCAUCUUCCUUGUAGCAGAAUUUCAUUCGGGCCCCAGUAUCCUUUGAUUAGUAAACAAAUAAAUAUAUACUGAUAGAUAAUUGCCAGAGAGAUUAUCUUCAUUCAGGAUAUGACCUAUGGAUUUGUAACUAAUUCGGAAGGUAUAAGUAGAUGUACUCAAGUAUACAUGAUAAUUAUGAGUCCGAAUACAUACUACUACAUCUGAUAUUUAAUCUAGAGAAGCAGGAAGAAACCACAAUUCACUUCUUGGGUAAAUUAAAGCAUACCUAACACCCCAGAACAUAAACUCACCUACCUAUGCAUGUGGCUUUGCAAAGGUUUCAUUUUUGACACCCAAUAGUCAUAGCCAAGUUGAAUGUGAAAUUGCAGCUGGAAAACAAUGCAAUAUAAAUUGUUCUCUCUGAUUGGUUUCUUUCUGCAGCGUCCUCCAUCACUAUAACAGCCAGAUCAAAAGCUGCUACAAGAAAUGUUCCUUAGUUCUUGCAGACAGGUUGCAGCAGACAGCUCUACAAUGUUGACUAUAGUGUUCCUAGUAACUUUGCCUAAGGACUUUUAAGGGAGCAACCCCAAUCUCUCUGAAAGCUGGCUUAUGGGGCCUUGAGAAGCAGAGAAAGCGCUGCUCCACCAGCAGGGAGUGAUACCUCUGUAAAUGAAAUGCUGGAAGAAGCCCCCUAAUAUACCAGUGCAAAGUUCCACCAGGGCAAAAUGUUCUCCCAGUAGAGUAGGGGGAAGCAGGUUAUGUUAGGGUGUGCCCAGAGCUCCUUUGUUUCACAAACAAACAAAGGGACACUAUACCCUCACUUUGACUAAAAUGGAAAGGAGGAAGAAAAAAUGUCCCUACUUUCUGCCUUGCCACAGAAAAAAACUGCAGGAAAACUGAUAUGGCAGCUGCUGUGCCCAGACACAGUCCUUUACACUUACCUAGAGAUAAGCCCUAUGGAAUUCAGUAGGGCUUACUGUUGAGUGUUACGCAAUUGCAGUGUUAGUCAAACAUUGUUUAACCCCAGAAUUCAAAGCCACACUCAAAUCUGUAAACAGGCACUGAAAAGCUCUACUGUCACUGUGGGCAGUUAGACUAGUUGAGUAACAAAGCAGAUGUUUGUUUCCUAUAGCUUCUUGUUUAAAGGCUGGCCAGUUAAUAAAUUUGACACGCUGUCAUAAACAACUUAAAUUUUGUUGGCUAGAAUUGCCCUGCUGUACCAGUGAUAAAAUUUUGUCUUUACUGUUAAUAAAGUUACUCUAUAAAUAA